Molecule: messenger RNA, 957 nt
Organism: Caenorhabditis bovis
Lineage: Eukaryota; Metazoa; Nematoda; Chromadorea; Rhabditida; Rhabditidae
Source: the annotation of a GenBank genome assembly
AUGAUUCGUUUUCUGAUAUUUGUACUCAUCAUACCAAAUACGGUCACCAAAGAGGCUUCAAAAGAAUCGCAAUAUGGCUACCAAACUGGUCAUAUUUCUUUAAACGAUUCAGAAAUCACAAUUCUUAUCAAUUCGACAUUCGAAAUUAUUGAGGAUUAUGAGAACGAGACUGACGUUCUUUCUGCCAAAUCUUCAACCGUCCCGCCUCGACCAUCAACAACACUGAAGACGAAAAAACCACGAUUACGAAAAAUUAAACCUUCAAAACUAUCCAGUUGCCAGAAGUACAGUGAAGAGCAAAAGUACAAAAUGCUAGAAGAAGCUGGAGGUCGAAAUCAAAUGUUUAUGGCAGACUCGAUAGAUGAAGCUGCGAAGAAUUUCGCCGAGACUUAUCCGGAGUCUGUAAUUGACAUGCCGGCCGCGGAUCAUAUCGAUCCGACCAGCUCUAAAAAUCAAGAGGAUUGCGAUUAUCGAUGCAAGAUGAUCAAGAACGCGUUGAAUUCGGAACUUCAGCGUCGAUCGAAUGCCUCGAUCCAUCGAUUUUCGAAGCGGCCCGUCUUUAGCGAUGCUCCCAUGAUUACUGGCUGCUCACUCGGCAAUUUUGUGCCAGUCGGUUUGUGCACGGACCUCGGUGAGACAGUGAACGUCUCAUUCGAAUCGUUAUGCUCAGAAUGCCACGGUCUUUACAUGCUUAAUGACAAUUGUUUCCCGAAAUUUUUCAAUGCGAUUCGAUGCAAUCCGCAAGAAAUGGGUUGCAUCUUCGACUCGUUCACUGAUAUGGUAUUUUCAGCACACGGACAAUGCGGAAUGCAAGAAUUAACAUUUAAAGUGCUCAGAAACAAUGGCGAUGACAAUUGCGAAGAUUGGGUGGUUGAGCAGAUUCUGCUGCCCGUCGCCUGCCAAUGUGCUCUCAGCAGGAACUCGUUCCUUCAUUCCAGGCCUCCCAAAGAACUCUGA